Molecule: messenger RNA, 1638 nt
Organism: Solanum verrucosum
Lineage: Eukaryota; Viridiplantae; Streptophyta; Magnoliopsida; Solanales; Solanaceae
Product: L-ascorbate oxidase homolog
Exons: 8
Coding region: 7-1638 (543 amino acids)
Molecular function (GO): oxidoreductase activity; copper ion binding
Source: RefSeq, a predicted model, not a curated record
AAAAAUAUGCUGCUAAACAAAUUGAUAGUAGUUUUUUUGGUCUCAUUUCUCGUUGUUAAUAGUAUAGUGGCUGAGAAUCCUUAUAGAUUCUACGAAUGGAAUGUUACUUAUGGUACUAUUUCUCCUCUUGGUGUUCCACAACAGGGAAUUUUGAUCAAUGGGCAGUUUCCUGGACCUGAUAUUAUUUCUGUCACAAAUGACAAUAUUAUUAUCAAUGUCUUCAACAAUUUAGAUGAUGAUUUUCUUAUUUCAUGGCAUGGAGUGCAAAAUAGGAGAAAUUCAUUCCAAGACGGAGUAUGGGGCACGACGUGCCCCAUACCACCAGGGAAGAAUUUCACAUAUCGUUUGCAAAUGAAGGAUCAAAUAGGAAGCUUUUACUAUUUCCCUUCAACUGCAUUUCACAAAGCUGCUGGUGGUUUUGGUUCCAUCAGGAUCUUUAGUGGACCUUUUGUAACUGUUCCUCUCCCUGCUUAUUCUGGCGAUUUCAUCGCCCUUAUUGGAGAUUGGUACAAGAGAAAUCACACGAACCUUAAAGCAAUUCUUGACAGAGGCCACAAGUUGCCUUUUCCUGAUGGUAUUCUUAUCAAUGGUCGUGGCCCUAAUGGCGCUUCCUACACAGUUGAUCAAGUGCAAACGUAUAGACUAAGGAUAUCGAAUGUUGGAUUGGAAAAUUCACUGAACUUUCGUAUUGAAGGACACAACAUGACGUUGGUGGAAGUAGAGGGUACACACACAAUGCAAGAGACAUAUACCUCACUUGACGUUCAUGUUGGACAAUCAUACUCUGUCCUCAUCACAGCUGAUCAAGCUCCUAAGGACUACUACAUUGUUGUUUCAUCUCGUUUCACGUCUAAGGUUCUGACUACCACAGGUGUACUUCACUACAGCACCUCUAACAACAUGGUCUCUGGCCCGAUCCCUAGUGGACCAACCAUUGAAGUUGGUUGGUCUCUUCACCAGGCCCGUUCUAUCAGGACUAACUUGACAGCUAAUGGACCAAGGCCUAACCCACAAGGCGCGUACCAUUAUGGUAUGAUCAAUACAACUAGAACUAUCAGACUUGCAACUUCUGCUGGCCAGGUGAAUGGUGAGCAGAAAUAUGCUGUCAAUAGUGUGUCGUUUGUGCCCACUGAUGAUACUCCAUUGAAGCUCGCUGACUACUUCAAAAUAGGAGGAUUCUACCCCGGAAACAUACAUGAUGUCCCCAUCGGUGGAAGAAUUCACCUCAACACAUCUGUUUUGCAAACUGACUAUAGGACAUUCAUUGAGAUUGUAUUCGAGAACAAGGAGAGUAUCGUUCAAAGUUGGCAUAUUGCUGGUUACGCCUUUUGGGUAGUAGGCAUGGACGGCGGACACUGGACUUCUGCAAGCAGGGACCAAUACAAUCUUCGUGAUGCAGUUUCACGUAGCACAACUCAGGUGUAUCCAAGGUCAUGGACAGCAAUAUACAUUGCAUUAGACAAUGUGGGAAUUUGGAACAUAAGAUCAGAGUUUUGGGCGCGACGGUAUCUCGGACAACAACUAUACAUGAGGGUAUACACAACAUCAACCUCCUUACAAGAUGAAUAUCUGAUUCCAAAUAAUGCUCUUUUAUGUGGCAAGGUGGCUGGAUUCCACAACAAGACCAUAUUAAACUAA